AACCACGACCCGAGGCAAAAACGUCGAAACCGACGAUUAUGCUUCUAUAUUCCCUCACGCUGGUCAGACCUUGGCCAUCGAACGUGGGCCUAAACAUUGCGCUCCACUGUCCGCUGUCUGUUCUCGGAACCCUGCGGAGGAGCGCCAUCACCUCCGCAAUCCUUUCCGACCGGAUUCCGAAUCUGCGCUUAGUCAUCCACUCCUUCAACUUUUUCUCUCAAAACUGCUCACAAACUCACGCAUUGGCCAGCCGUCCAAGCCAUCCCGCGCUCAAAUUACAAUCACUACGAGUCAAUCGCGCCUUUGGAGCUUCAGGGCGAUACUUCCUUCACCCAAAAACCUCAAAACCCUCUGUCGCGCAAAGAAGCCAUAUCACCACCCAUCAUCCGAACCACAUCGGCCUCGAACCCACCCACAACCAAUCAACGGAUGCCCGAAACACUUCGAAACCCCUCCAAACUCUUAUAUCAUCACUGACGAUGACCACACCCACCCGACCACAAGCCACACAGCCACAAUCGCAGCCGCCGUCCUCCCCACCAUCCUCCCCACCCACAGUCUACGAACCAACCCCCUGGACAUCCCCCCGCUCCCUCCGCCAACUCUCCAUCUUCUGCCUGGGCGCAACAGCCUUCCUCGCCUCUACAGCCCUAACGCGCCGCUCCAUCCACCGCCGCUCUCUCCGCCUCAAACCGCAACACUUCUCGCCCAACACAAACCCGCACGAGCACUUCAGCCCCCUGCAAGAUGCCAUCCAAGCGCUCAACCUCGCUACGCUGAACUGCGUCAGCGUCGGCAUCAUGGGGCUCGGAGGCACGCUUUGGGCGUUUGACGUUAGUGGGCUAAGCGAGGCCCGCGAGGCGCUGAGGAAGAGGUUGGAUUUGGAUACCGUUUAUGGGGGGCAGGCUGGGCCCGAGGGUAUCUUGGAGCUGUUGAAGGCUAGUCAGGAGGGCGUUGUGAAGGGGGAUGGCGGGAACGAAGAAAAGGAGCAGCAGGGGGGGAAGACAUGA
Messenger RNA from Periconia digitata, 1010 nucleotides. The record is from the annotation of a GenBank genome assembly. NCBI's taxonomy places the organism in Eukaryota, Fungi, Ascomycota, Dothideomycetes, Pleosporales, Periconiaceae.